Molecule: messenger RNA, 168 nt
Organism: Aspergillus fischeri NRRL 181
Lineage: Eukaryota; Fungi; Ascomycota; Eurotiomycetes; Eurotiales; Aspergillaceae
Exons: 2
Coding region: 1-168 (55 amino acids)
Source: RefSeq, a predicted model, not a curated record
AUGGUAUCCGCUGUCGUUCAUCCAGCUUCGACAGAUAUUGAAGCCACUUCCAACGAUAUCGACGCCGUCAAUGUCCUCAAGGCAAACGCGCAGCAAGCCGCAAAGGACCUGUACCAAGAGAAUUUCUAUGCUCAGCAGCACAUCCUACAAACGGUGGCCUUCAAGUGA